UAUCAAAAAAUACCAUAUUUAUAUUAGAUUUAUUAACAUUCCAAUAUCGGAAGAUUCCGUUAGAGAUAAAAUAAUAGAAAAAGUAAUAGAUACUAAAAUGAUAGAAUUGAAAUUUUUCAAAUCUUUAAUGGUUAUAAGUAUUAAAGGCAUACAUUAUAUUUAUUCUGAUAGAAUGGAUUUUCCAAUUAAAAUUAUCGAGGGAUCAAAUUUGGAAAAUUCAAUCAAAUACAAUAACUUGAUAAAAUCUUUUCUUGAAACUAAUGAUAACCCUAAUUUUAGACUUAAUGACCAAAAUGCUUUCGGAAUAUUUUACGAAAAACCAUGGAUGGUUAAUAUGAAAAAGUUCGACUUGGAAGCUUAUAUAAUUAAUGACAACUAUAUUGAUUCGGAAGAAAUUAGCGAUAUUAAAGAUUCAAUCAAUGAAAACAUCUUUUACAAUAUAGGAAAACAAUUUACUACAACACAAAAUGAAAAUGAGUUUAUAAAAAAGUACAUUAUACCAAAUUUAGUAAACUCAAAUGAAAAUCAAAAUGAAUAUCAUAUGAGAUUAACAAACAAAAGUGGUGAAUUUAUUUUAGAAGCUUUUAUUAAUAAUUCAUCUCAAAAUAGACCUUUGGCUUCAUAUAACAUUAGGGGCCCUAACUGGAAACAUAUA
This is a messenger RNA of Rhizophagus irregularis DAOM 181602=DAOM 197198, 655 nucleotides long. NCBI's taxonomy places the organism in Eukaryota, Fungi, Glomeromycota, Glomeromycetes, Glomerales, Glomeraceae. The record is from RefSeq and is a predicted model, not a curated record.